UAGAUAGAUAGAUAGAGAGAGACUACUUCUUCUGGAAAGAAAGAAAAAAAAAAAGAAUCCAAAUAAAAAUAAGCAGUGAGAUACAUAUAUAGUUAAGCUAGCAUUAAUAAUUAUAAGAGAGACAUGGGAAGAGCCCCUUGUUGUGACAAAGCAAAUGUGAAGAAAGGGCCAUGGUCUCCUGAGGAAGACGCAAAGCUUAAAGAAUUCAUUGACAAGUUUGGUACUGGUGGUAACUGGAUUGCUCUCCCUCAAAAAGCUGGUCUUAAAAGGUGUGGGAAGAGUUGCAGGUUAAGAUGGCUAAACUAUCUGAGGCCCAAUAUUCGACAUGGUGAAUUUUCUGAUGAUGAAGAUAGGAUCAUUUGCAGCUUGUAUGCUACCAUUGGUAGCCGAUGGUCAGUAAUAGCAGCUCAGCUACCAGGAAGGACUGACAAUGAUAUCAAGAAUUACUGGAACACCAAGCUCAAGAAGAAGCUCUUGACUAUGUUUCCAUCCACAACUCUUGUUCAAGAAAAACAUCAAACUAAUUUCUUUCCAUCUACUAUGUCCUCCUUACAACCACCAUUAUUAUUACCACAUCAAUAUGAUGAUCUCAAUAAUAAUAAUACAUCAUCUCCUCAUCAUCAAUUCUUGAACACUUCAUCAUCAUCAUCAUCAUUUUACACUACUACUACUACUACUUUCUCCCCCACUAACAACUUCAUGAAUGUUGAUCACAACACUACUAGUAAUGCCAACUCGAUUUUAGUUCAUGAUGAUGAUCAUCAUGUUAACAAUGUGAUCAUCAAUGAUCUUUCAUCACCACAUUCAUCAUCUCAUCAUGUAAUUAACAGUUUGAUGAUGACCAACAACAACAACAACAUAGGUAGUGUUAAUGAUGAUCAUAACUCCCUAUAUAAUAAUCAUCAUAGUCCAAUGCAAACAGAACAGUAUCAUAACAUGAAGUUAGAAGGAAUGCUCAUGUUUGGAACUCCCAGUACAAGUUGCUCUACUUCCUCUGAAGGUCUUCAUCACCAGCCAAAUCAGAUCAAGCAAGAGAAUCAUGACCUGAUAACUACUACCCUUCUUGAUCAUCAUCAUCAUGUUCUUGGAGAUGAUCAUCAUACCCCUGCAGCUACUAGUUUCAUGAUGGAUUAUCACAAGCAAAAUCAUGAGUACAUGAUCAAGAAUAACCACCACAAUGUAGGUCCCAUAAUAUUAAAUAGUAAUAAUAAUAGUGCUAAUAAUGAUCUGCUUGCAAUGGAAGUGAAUAAGCAACUGAUGAUGAACUUGAGCAGCAGCUACUACUUGUUCAAUCAUGAUGGUACUACUACUACUACUGAUGAAACCAAGACAACACACUUUCAGAAAGGAAUGUGUUCCUACUAUUACUGAUUAGCUAGCUAGCUAGCUAUAGAUUAUUCAAAAUUUGAUGUAAUUAAUUAAGACAAGCUGCUAGAUGCAGCAUGAUCAUGAUGACGAGCUAGCUAGCUAGCUAUAGGUAAUUAUGAUUUGAAAAGGCAGGCAGGCAGGCAGGCAGGGUGCUUUUGGUUUUAAUUCAAUUAAUUCUAGCUAGUGGAAGUUCAAGAGUGAUCAGA
Messenger RNA from Erigeron canadensis, 1574 nucleotides. RefSeq names its product transcription factor RAX3-like. The record is from RefSeq and is a predicted model, not a curated record. NCBI's taxonomy places the organism in Eukaryota, Viridiplantae, Streptophyta, Magnoliopsida, Asterales, Asteraceae. The coding region runs from base 124 to 1371 and encodes 415 amino acids. The transcript has 3 exons.